UCGGAAGCGCUGCGUCUUGGUUGCCGAAACUUUGGCUGGAUUCUUCUUCCUCGCUUGUCUGCUGGUCGGACAAGAAAAUGCUGAAACUACACUGCAAGAUAUUCCUGUGUAUAAAGAACUAGACCUCCUCGACAGAGAAGCCAGAUCCGUGAACAGAUCCGAUUCCAUUGAUAGAAUUUGUUUCUACCAAGUGCCUUACGUCCACGCUGUUCCCGAAGAGUUUAACGUAACCGUCGUUCAAACAUUUGUUGCUUUAUGUGGUAAUGUACCUGAUGAAAUUCCUCUCAACGAUGGCUCAAAUCAGUGUCGGUUUACUAGAUCAGUUGUUGUUACAAAGAAACGUGAAGUAUUCAAAAGGAUGUACAGAGUUGAAUCGAGGUGUUGCAAAGGAUGGACUGGACCCGAGUGUACCCAACGUGAUUGUGAUCCACCUUGCAUGAAUGGGGGAGUUUGCAGUAACGACCAAUGUUUUUGUCACGAUGGCUAUACUGGAAAAAACUGCGAAGAAGCUGUAUGUCGAACACCAUGCAUUAACGGAGCUUGUAUCAAACCAGACGUUUGUAUGUGUCAUCCUGGGUGGACUGGGCUAACUUGUGAAACAGCAAUAUGUGAAGAGGAAUGUAAGAAUGGCGGUAGCUGUGUAGCCCCCAACACUUGCGCUUGUGUCAGUGGUUUCACUGGAGAAAAAUGCCAGGGAGAACGUUGCCCAAAGCCCUGUGAACAUGGCGGGAUUUGUUCCGGUGGAUCCUGUUACUGUAAAUUUGGAUGGACUGGGGAAACUUGUAACGAACCUGUUUGCGAAGGUGGAUGUCAAGUGGGUGGCAUUUGUAUGGCGCCUAACACAUGUCUUUGCCCUGAAGGCUACUCUGGAAAGAAUUGCGAAAUAUCUCUUAUCUCGAAUCAAGAAAAUGACCUAUCCUUUAUGUUUAAAAGACAAGUCAUCUCGACAACAUCAGAUGAACCCGACUUGUGUUACACUUGGGGUCAACACCAUUACAAAACAUUUGACGGGAAGUACUUCUAUUAUCCUGGACGUUGCACGUACAAACUGGUUGCUGACUGUGUUGAUGACAUGUUCUCUGUUCAUGUUACAAAUGAUCCAAACUGUCCUGAAGAUCAAAAAUGUCGUCGUGGUGUUGAAUUGUAUCUUGGUGGACAUGAUAUCAAGGUUGUUCUUGACCAACAUAGACAUGUCGAAGUCAACGGUCAGAACGUAUCACUGCCUCACCUGGUAGAAAAAAUUGUGAUUCAAGAAGUUGCGAGGUACAUUGUCGUGUAUGGUUUCAGUGGUCUAACUAUCCAGUGGGACGGUCACAGCGCUGUCUAUGUUCAUAUGUCUAAUGAAUACCGAGGGAAAACCUGUGGUUUAUGUGGCAACUAUAACAGCGACCCUGCAGAUGACUUUCUUACUCUGGCUGGUAAUCAAGUCUCCAACGUGAACACAUUUGGUAACAGUUAUAAAAUGACAGCCUUUGGUGAAACAUGUGAAGAUGUUCCUGCACAUAUGGACUCGUCUCCUUGUAAAAAGCUGAGCUCGACGGAAUACGCGAACAUUCGUAUCUCUUGUGCAACUUUGUUGCAAGCACCGUUCUUAUCCUGUCAUUCGAUCGUAGACCCGGCGUUAUUUCUAAAGAUGUGUGAGGAAGAUGCAUGUUCCUACUUCAACUACACUUCAGUCAACUCCACAUUGUGCGAUGCUUCUACCCAAUAUUCAAGAGCCUGUUCUAGAAAUGGAGUUGAACUUUCUUGGAGAGAUGAUCUUAAUAUUUGCGACGUAACAUGUCCGGCAACGAUGAUAUUCAGUGAAUGCGAAACGGCUUGUCCAAGAACGUGUUUUCAUAAAGAUAAGAAAUAUAUUUGUGACAUGCACUGCAUUGAUGGCUGCACCUGCCCAAAUGGAACUUAUCAUGAUGGACAAAACUGUGUUGCUGAAAAAGAAUGUCCUUGCGAUCAUCAUAAAGAGCUAUUUCCUGCUGGAUCCAUCGUGCAAAAUGAUUGCAACAAAUGUGUUUGUACCGGCGGCAGUUGGUCAUGUAGUAGUGAUGUUUGUGCUGGGACGUGCUCCGCAACAGGUGACCCGCAUUAUAGAACGUUUGACGGCAAGGCGUAUUCAUUUAUGGGCCAUUGUCGUUAUAUCUUUGCGAGAGACUGUCACUCAAAUACCUUCGAGAUCUUGGUCGAGAAUACUCCAUGUGGCACUGAUGAUACUGUCACUUGUACUAAAACUGUUUUUGUCAACGUUAACGGAUCCUCGAUUGUCCUCAUGCGCGGUGGAGCAGUCAUUGUGAAUAGCAAGGAAAUUGUGCUUCCCUACACGACAGCAGGGGUCACGAUGACAAGAAUAUCCUCCCAGAUAACUCGUUUGCAAUCUAGCGUUGGAUUAGAUGUGAAGUGGGAUGGAAUGCUGCGUCUUUAUGUCACAGUUCAACCCCACUUCGCUAACAAAACCUGCGGUCUCUGUGGUAAUUACAAUAAUAUCCAAGAUGAUGACUUCAUGAACAACGACCACGCUAUCGAAACCAACGUUCUUGCUUUUGCUAACUCCUGGGCAACAACGGUUUGCAACAAAACUGCUCACGCGAAAAACCCAUGCGAGACGAUGGUCCAGCGAGCGGCCGAAGCCGAGAUGAAGUGCGGCGCUCUAAAAAGGGAUCCAUUUCAAGCAUGCCAUCAUAGUGUGGAUCCACUGGAUCAUUAUAUUCAAAACUGCAAGUAUGACGUAUGUGGUUGUCAGGAUGGCACUCUCUGUUAUUGUUCAGCGCUGGAAGAUUAUGCACAUGCGUGUACACGUCAUGGUCAUGUGAUUAACUGGAGAAACACUGGUCUGUUCCCUGAAUGCGAUGUUCUGUGUGAGAACAAGCAACAGGAAUAUAAUCAAUGUGGUACUUCGUGUUAUGAAACAUGCCGUGAUUUACAAGCAAACGAGGGCUGUAUUGAGGAAUGUUCACCAGGAUGCCAUUGCCCAAAUGGCACAGCAUUAAAUGAAGACAACAAUUGUGUGCCUUACUCACAAUGUCCUUGUCAUCAGGAUGGUGACGACUACGCCCCUGGAGCCUCCUAUUGGCCCGACAGAUGCACCAUAUGCACUUGUAAGAAUGGAAAAUUUGACUGUCAAAACGAGACAUGCCAAGGCGUUGAAUGCUCUUCUGGUCGAGUUUGGUCCACUUGUGCCCAAUGUGCUAAAACGUGCGAGAACGUGAACUUGCCAUGUUUGAACCAACAAUGCGAAGAAGGCUGCAUUUGUCCUGGAGAUCUUGUCUUCGAUGGUUCUGGGUGUGUUAAUGUCUCUGAAUGUGCUUGUCAUCAUGAUGGUCGUCAUUAUGACUCAGGAGAAACUAUCACUUUAGACUGUAAUACUUGUACUUGCCAAGAUACAGCAUGGACAUGUACUACGAAAAAAUGUCCUAAAGUUUGCAGUGCAGUUGGCGAUCCUCAUUUUAAAACAUUUGAUGGUAAAAGGUACGAAUUCCAAGGCUCUUGUGGGUACAUUUUAUCUGAGGACUACUGUGGCAGCAGCACUGGAAAUUUUCGCAUUGAAGUGCAAAACAUUCCUUGUGGAACGAGUGGGGUUACCUGUACGAAAGCACCUAUUGUAACUUUGGAUAGCAUAAUGAUCUCCUUCAUUCGAGGGGGAAAACCAAAAAUCGAAGCCCUACCUGGAGCCAAAAAUAUAAACCUCACGUCGGGAUAUAACAUCUACGAGAGCUUGUUCUUCACUGUGCUGACGACCGAAAUUGGGUUGACUAUGGAAUGGGAUCAUGGUACUACAGUGUAUGUCAAUUUGGAACCUACUUACAAAGGAGAUACAUGUGGUCUUUGUGGUAAUCUCAAUGAUAAUCAAAACGAUGAUUUCUUGACCCCCCAAAACCUUCCUGAAACUCUGCCGACGGAUUUCGGCGAUUCUUGGAAAGUUGAACCAUCUUGUGCCGAUACACACGUGAUUGAACACCCCUGUAAGACGAACAAACAUAGAGCCGCUUGGGCGUACAAGACCUGUAACAUCAUAAGAAGGGAUGUUUUUCAACCUUGUCACGAUAAAGUUGACCCAGAGCCAUUUUUCGAAAAUUGCUACUAUGAUGCUUGCGGUUGCGAUACUGGUGGUGAUUGUGAAUGUAUGUGUACAGCUAUUGCGGCUUAUUCAAGGGAAUGUAACCGACACGGUGUGCAUGUAAAGUGGAGAACACAAGAACUUUGUCCUGCUCAAUGUGAGAAUGGUCUAAAGUAUGAGGCUUGCGGUCCAGCAUGUCCGAAAACGUGCGAAUCGCUUUGUGGCUCAAGUCCUUCAUGUCCAAUACCAUGCACUGAAGGUUGCCACUGCCCCAAUGGCACAGUACUUCACAAUGGCGGCUGCAUCAAACCAGAUGCCUGUACUUGCAUUGUGGAUGGUCACGAGUACCAAAAUGGUUCUUUUGUGAUAAGAAAUUGUCAAAGUUGUAUUUGUAAUUCUGGGUGUCUUCUUUGUACUGGACCAACAUGUACCACCACGUCAGAAGUAACUACCAAACCUACAACUGCUGCAACUGGUGUGCCUGGCAUUGUUACGAAAUUGACAUCUGCUGCCCCUGGUGUGAUCACUGCUUCCACUGCUCCUACUCUAAAAAUAACAACUGCCGCAACUGGAGUUACAACGAAACCUACAACUGCUGCAACUGGAGCUACCACCAAACCAACAACUGCUGCAACUGGAGUCACCACCAAACCUACAUCUGCUGCCACCGGAGCUACCACCAAACCUACAACUGCUGCAACCGGUGUUCCUGGCAUUGUUACGAAAUUGACAUCUGCUGCACCUGGUGUGAUCACUGCUUCGACUGCUCCUACUGUAAAAAUAACAACUGCCGCAACUGGAGUUACAACGAAACCUACAACUGCUGCAACUCGAGCUACCACCAAACCAACAACUGCUGCAACUGGAGUUACCACCAUACCUACAACUGCUGCCACUGGAGCUACCACCAAACCUACAACUGCUGCAACUGGUGUGCCUGGCAUUGUUACGAAACUUACAUCUGCUGCACCUGGUGUGAUCACUGCUUCGACUGCUCCUACUGUAAAAGUAACAACUGUCGCAACUCGAGUUACAACGAAACCUGCAACUGGAGUUACCACCAAACCAACAACAGCUGCAACUGGUGUAACAACUAAACCUACAACUGCUGCAACUGGAGUAACGACUAAACAUACAACUGCUGUAACUGGAGUUACCACCAAACCUUCAACUGCUGCGACUGGAGUUACCAAAAAACCAACAACUGCUGCAACUGUAGUGACGACCAAACCUACAACUGCUGUAACUGGAGUUACCACCAAACCUACAUCUGCUGCAACUGGAGUAACCACCAAACCUACAACUGCUGCAACUGGAGUAACCACCAAACCAAUAACUGCUGCAACUGGAGUUACCACCAAACCUACAACUGCUGCAACUGGAGCUACCACCAAACCUACAACUGCUGCAACUGGUGUAACUACCAAACCAACAACUGCUCCAACUGGUGUAACAACUAAACCUACAACUCCUGCAACUGGUAUAACAACUAAACCUACAACUGCUGCAACUGGUGUAACAACUAAACCUACAACUGCUGCAACUGGUGUAACAACUAAACCUACAACUGCUGCAACUGGUGUAACAACUAAACCUACAACUGCUGCAACUGGUGUAACAACUAAACCUAAAACUGCUGCAACUGGAGUAACUACCAAACCAACAACUGCUGCAACUGGUGUGACAACUAAACCUACAACUGCUGCAACUGGUGUAACAACUAAACCUACAACUCCUGCAACUGGUGUAACAACUAAACCUACAACUCCUGCAACUGGUGUAACAACUAAACCUACAACUCCUGCAACUCGUGUAACAACUAAACCAACAACUGCUGCAACUGGUGUAACUACCAAACCAACAACUGCUGCAACUGGUGUAACAACUAAACCUACAACUCCUGCAACUGGUGUAACAACCAAACCAACAACUGCUGCAACUGGUGUAACAACUAAACCUACAACUGCUGCAACUGGUGUGCCUGGCAUUGUUACGAAAUUGACAUCUGCUGCCCCUGGUGUGAUCACUGCUUCCACUGCUCCUACUGUAAAAAUAACAACUGCCGCAACUGGAGUUACAACGAAACCUACAACUGCUGCAACUGGAGCUACCACCAAACCAACAACUGCUGCAACUGGAGUUACUACCAAACCAACAACUGCUCCAACUGGUGUAACAACUAAACCUACAACUGCUGCAACUGGUGUAACAACUAAACCUACAACUGCUGCAACUGGUGUAACAACUAAACCUACAACUGCUGCAACUGGUGUAACAACUAAACCUAAAACUGCUGCAACUGGAGUAACUACCAAACCAACAACUGCUGCAACUGGUGUGACAACUAAACCUACAACUGCUGCAACUGGUGUAACAACUAAACCUACAACUCCUGCAACUGGUGUAACAACUAAACCUACAACUCCUGCAACUGGUGUAACAACCAAACCAACAACUCCUGCAACUGGUGUAACAACUAAACCUACAACUCCUGCAACUGGUGUAACAACUAAACCAACAACUGCUGCAACUGGUGUAACUACCAAACCAACAUACUGCUGCAACUGGUGUAACAACUAAACCUACAACUCCUGCAACUGGUGUAACAACUAAACCUACAACUGUUGCAACUGGAGUUACCAGCAAACCUACAACUGUUGCAA
Molecule: messenger RNA, 6711 nt
Organism: Dendronephthya gigantea
Lineage: Eukaryota; Metazoa; Cnidaria; Anthozoa; Malacalcyonacea; Nephtheidae
Product: mucin-2-like
Exons: 23
Coding region: 359-6628 (2089 amino acids)
Cellular component (GO): extracellular matrix
Molecular function (GO): protein binding
Source: RefSeq, a predicted model, not a curated record